This is a messenger RNA of Closterium sp. Naga37s-1, 1206 nucleotides long. The record is from the annotation of a GenBank genome assembly. Lineage: Eukaryota; Viridiplantae; Streptophyta; Zygnematophyceae; Desmidiales; Closteriaceae.
AUGGUUGACGACGUGAUCCGCGCCGUCGCAGAGUACCUCGGGCGAUCGGGGCCGUGGCACCAGCGCUUCAUGGAGCUCCAGGAGGUGUUCACGUCCACCAACCUCGAGGUCCAAGGCAUACACGACGUGCGGUGGCUGUCCAGAGGAGCUGCAGUCAUCCGCUUCGUCCAAGUCCUACCUGCCAUCAUGGUCAUGUUGUCGGAGUGGAAGGACCAGACCAUGUACGAACUCGUCACGUCGUACAGGUUCCAGUUCCUCAUCAGGUUCCUCGCGGAUAUGCUGGAGCAGCUCAACGUCAUCUCCUCAGUUUUCCAGAAGCGAGAGAUUGUCACUCCUGCACCUGACUUAGUUGCUGAUUCCCACGCGGUCAUAACUCGGUGCGACGAAAUAACUUGUGCGUCAUUGACUUCCUUCGAGAGCCAUGGCUGCUCAAAACUCCUCCGACUUCCUUCAAGGGGCCCUCGCCCUGGCCUGCACGCUCCCCCCUCCCUGCACGCAACCACCAAGCCGCUCGCGCUCCGCGCCACCUCCCCCUCCCCGCUCCGCGACCUCCAGCAAAUCACCGAGCGCCACGUGGCACUCGCGCGCCAGUUCGCGCUGGGAUUCGCGCAGGAGGUGGCGGAAGCCGCACUCGACCAUCUUGCUGACGUGUACUACGCGCUGAUGCUGGUGGGAGAGCGGCUCCGCCUCCCCCUGCUUGGUUCCCCCUCCUCCUCCCCUUCCGCGGAACCCCUUCACCUGCUCAUGAAGCAGUCAAACGCCCCGUUCGCUGCCGUGAUUCCCGGCGAUACUGUAGCGGAGCUGGUCGUGACACAGGGAAUCUACAGCUUCCUUAACCUGUACAACACUGUGCUUAUAGUGAGGAUUCUCCUCACCUGGUUCCCCAACGCUCCUUCCGCCAUCGUCAGCCCCCUCAGCACCAUCUGCGACCCCUACCUCAACAUUUUCCGAGGGUUAAUUCCCCCAAUUGGGGGCACCCUCGAUCUAUCCCCGAUUCUGGCCUUCGUGGUGCUCAGCGCGUUCACCAACGCGUCCGUCGCCCUGCCCGCGGAAAUGCCCGAGGGUGAGGCUCCUGGGGGGGAAGUGUCAGGGGGAAGGGGCGGAAUGCUGGGCGGCAGGCGCAGGCGUCCUGUAAGGCUCACGCGGGAGCAGAGGGAGAAGAUGCGCGCAGCUUCAAGAGCAGCUGAGCAGGGCCAGGAGGCUUAG